CAGCCCUACUCAAUCGUUUUUUUCCACUAGGCCAAUGAAUCUAUUGCUGCCCUGUGUGAGCUUUCGGACUUGGAGAAGAACAUGGCCGACAGCUCAUCGUCCUUACUUCCUGAAAUGCUGACGCCGCCGCCAGAGGAGUUGGCUCCAGCCACGCCUUCAGAAACCCAGAUUUCCAAAGCAGAACCGCCAUCGACCCAAAAGCUUCCAGUGCUUUCCAUCGACUCCUUAACUCCGCCCCCUGAAGCUGAGCCCUCCCUGUCAGACGGCCUAGUCAAAGGCAACAAAGUUUCUCCUGUGCUUGAAAAGAAGCGGAAGAGGAAACCCACGCAGAAGAUCCUGGAGUAUUGCCUGGAGGCCGAGGCGUCCGCCGCCCCGAAGAAGAAGAUUAAAACACUGAAGAUGAAUUCAAAUGCUGGACCUCAGUCAGAUUUUUCUCCGCCAUCUUUAAAAGUGAAACCGCUCUCUGAGCCGCCGCCCUGCACGCCCCUCCCCCCUGUAACCUCUGACCCCCCGGCAACCCCCAGCCCACCUGAGCAGGUGGAGCCGCCCCCAGCAGACGCUUUCCAAUCUGAUGACGGCAGCUUCCAGGAGGAGGCGCUGGAGUCAGAGGAUGACAGGUUUCUGCUGGAGAACCGGUUCCCCCCCAUGAAGGACGACCUGCUGGGCGACGACACGCCUCUACCUGUCAGGAAGAUCAUCGGCGACCGGGGAGGGCCCGCCUCCAUGAAGGAGAACGUCUGCCAGGUGUGUGAGAAGACGGGGGAGCUGCUGCUAUGUGAGGGUCAGUGCUGCGGCGCGUUUCACCUGGCCUGCAUCUCGCUGGCCAAGGCGCCGAAAGGAAAGUUUGUCUGCCCAGAAUGCAAAUCAGGCGUCCACACCUGUUUCGUGUGUAAGAAACGCAGCGAAGACGUUCGCCGCUGCAUGAUCCCCGUCUGCGGGAAGUUUUACCAUGGAGAGUGCAUCGCUAACUACGCCGCGACCGCGCCGGUCAACCGAAGCUUCCGCUGCUCCAUCCACGUCUGCCUCACCUGCUUCAUCGCCAGCCCCGGCAGCUCAUCCGUCUCCAAAGGCCGUCUGGUGCGAUGCGUUCGCUGCCCCGUUGCUUAUCACGCCACCGACCUGUGCAUGGCCGCCGGCAGUGUUGUGCUUUCCAACAACAGCAUCAUCUGCCCCAACCACUUCGCGCCACGUCGCGGCGUCAAGAACCACGAACACGUCAACGUCAGCUGGUGCUUCGUCUGCACCGAAGGAGGAAGCCUGCUGUGCUGUGAAUCGUGUCCCGCCGCAUUUCACAGAGAGUGUCUGAACAUGGAGCUGCCCAAAGGCAGCUGGUUCUGCAACGACUGCAAGGCGGGGAAGAAGCCGCGCUACCAGGACAUCCUGUGGGUGAAGGUCGGCCGCUACAGGUGGUGGCCAGCGGAGGUCAGCCAUCCCAAAACCAUCCCAGAAAACAUCCAGCGCAUGCGGCACGAUGUGGGCGAGUUCCCCGUUCACUUCUUCGGCUCCAACGAUUACCUGUGGACCUACCAGGCCCGCGUCUUCCCCUACAUGGACGUCGACGCAAACAGCAAAGAGAGGAUGGGCAAAGGUGUCGAUGCAACUUACAAGAAAGCGCUGGAGGAGGCGGCUGUGCGAUUUCGUGAGCUUCAGGCAGAAAAGGAGCUUCGGCAGCUUCAGGAGGACAGAAAGAACGACAGGAAGCCGCCGCCGUACAAACACAUUAAGGUGAAUCGUCCGAUUGGGAAGGUUCAGAUCCUGACUGCUGACCUGUCAGAAAUCCCGCGCUGCAACUGCAAGGCGACAGACGAGAGUCCGUGUGGGAACGACUCUGAAUGCAUCAACCGCAUGCUGCUGUACGAGUGCCACCCUCAGGUGUGUCCGGCUGGUGAGCGGUGCCUGAACCAGGCCUUCACCAAGCGCCAGUACAGCCAGGUGCAGAUCUUCCGGACUCUGUCUCGCGGCUGGGGCCUUCGCUGCGUCCAUGACAUCAAGAAGGGUCAGUUUGUGACCGAAUACGUCGGGGAGGUGAUCGGCGAAGACGAGUGCAGGUCGAGGAUCAGACACGCCCAGGAGAACGACAUCUGCAACUUCUACAUGUUAACUCUGGACAAGGACAGAAUCAUCGACGCCGGGCCGAAGGGCAACGAGGCUCGCUUCAUGAACCACAGCUGCCAGCCCAACUGUGAGACGCAGAAGUGGACGGUCAGCGGAGACACGCGGGUGGGACUGUUCGCUCUGGUGGACAUCGCUGCAGGCACAGAGCUCACCUUCAACUACAACCUGGAGUGUCUGGGCAACGGGAAGACGGUUUGUAAAUGCGGCUCCGCAAACUGCAGCGGCUUCCUGGGCGUGAGGCCAAAGAACAACCCUCCAUCCGACGACAAGGGCCGCAAGCUGAGGAGGCGGGGCCAUGGCCGGAAGAAGAAGAAGGCGCUGCCGACCAAAGAGAGGGAGGACGAGUGCUUCAGCUGCGGAGACGGAGGACAGAUGGUGUCCUGCAAGAAGCCAGGAUGUCCCAAAGUCUACCAUGCAGACUGCCUGAACCUCACCAAGAGGCCCGCAGGUCGUUGGGAGUGUCCUUGGCAUCAGUGUGACGUCUGUGGGAAGGAGGCGGCGUCGUUCUGUGAGAUGUGUCCCAGCUCCUUCUGCCCUCAGCACCGUGACGGCCUGCUCUUCAUCUCCAAGCUGGACGGGAAGCUCUGCUGCAGCGAACACGACCCCUGUGGGCCGGAGCCACUGGAGCCGGGGGAGAUCCGGGAGUACCGGCCCGACCCUGGGGCCCUGACCUCUGGGGCCCUGACCUCUGGGGCCCUGACCUCUGGGGCCCUGACCUGUGGGCUGGGAAUGGCCGUCAUCCCUGCCGGCCAUCUCAGCCGGACCAGUGGCGGCGGGAACAUGAAGGAGGCUGGCGGUGGUGGCGGUCCAGAGCCAUUCCCUUCGUUUUCCAUCCCGGUGCCCAUCACCAUCCCGGUUGCCAACGGCAACACCUCGCCGCCUUCUAGCAGCCCACACAGAUUCGACCUGCCGCACUACUCACCCAUCUCCUCGUACGAAGAGGAGCGCGACGUCCUGGAGGAGGAGCUGGCUGAGGAAGAGGAGGAGGAAGAAGAGGAGGAGGAAGUAAUUAGAAAUAAGUGGGACCCCCAGGAGGAAGAUGAUGAAGACGAGGGACUGGAAUACCUGGAGCUCAAAGAUGAAGAUGAAGAUGAUGACAAUGACGAUUGAUACGCAGAAUUAUUUUGAUAACUGCACUGCAAAAACACAAAAUCAGUUGUUUUUUUUGUCCAGAGCAAAUAUCCGAGUUUAUUUGAAAUCAAUCAAAUGUUAUCUGUACAGCAUGUCAGCAGCAGGCUUUUCAAAGAGCUUUACAUCAUAAACACAGAAACAAAGUCAUGCAGCAGAGAAUCAACAAU
Molecule: messenger RNA, 3413 nt
Organism: Poecilia latipinna (sailfin molly)
Lineage: Eukaryota; Metazoa; Chordata; Actinopteri; Cyprinodontiformes; Poeciliidae
Gene: nsd1b
Product: nuclear receptor binding SET domain protein 1b
Exons: 18
Coding region: 82-3225 (1047 amino acids)
Cellular component (GO): nucleus
Molecular function (GO): histone methyltransferase activity; protein binding
Source: RefSeq, a predicted model, not a curated record